UACUGCUGAGCUGGGCUGGGCUGGGCUGGGCUGGGCUGGCGGGCUGCGGCGGAGCUCGCCUGCACAGAUCGGCUCGGAGAGAGAAGAGCCACUCUUAUCUGACCAGCCUCAGAGCCGAGUUUUCUCAGGAAGAAAAGCGAGGCUGAGUUGAAAUCAAUUGGGGCUGUGAAGCUUGUUGGCGGAUCAUCUGAGUGUUGCAGUCCUGUUUUAGCAAUAUCUGCCAGUGAGCCUCAGGCUUUGGGAACUGAAGAGUGUGUCUGAAAAACCCACUGAGCACUCCAAUGGCCAGCAACAACACUGCCAGCAUAGCACAGGCCAGGAAGCUGGUAGAACAGCUGAAGAUGGAAGCCAACAUAGACAGGAUAAAGGUAUCCAAGGCAGCUGCGGACUUGAUGGCCUACUGUGAAGCUCACGCCAAGGAAGAUCCCCUGCUGACCCCUGUUCCGGCUUCAGAGAACCCAUUUAGAGAGAAGAAGUUUUUCUGUGCCAUCCUUUAAGUCUUCACGAGGAGCCUGAAGAGCCUCGGGGCUCCUGGGACACUGAUGUAGAGUUUUUAGCAAAGUGGGCGCCUUUCUAGUCCACAGCAUUUAAAGAGAGGGAGGAGAACCAUCCUGGAAACUCCAGGCUAUGCAUGUUUAAAGAACUGGUCCCCUUUAUGAGAAUGAAAGCCGAUCCACAGCCUGAGUUAAGAAAUCUGAUAUCUGCAGAACUGCCUGGAGGAGGGGACUAUGUAAAGAUAAAAUCGGUGUCAUUUCUUUUCUGCUCUCCCUCCCCAAACUUUGUUUCUGCUUCGUAUUUAAAAAAUAAAAUUCAGACAGCUGUACUGAGCUAAGAUAUGUAUGAACUUCUCGGAAUGACUAUCGCCUUUAGAAAUACCCUUUGAUCAGCUGAGUUGUCCAAUGUAACCUCGGUUCGGUUUAAUGGCAUUGAUGUCUAGUCUUUGUGCCUUUGUUUUCAUUUUUAUUUCUCUCUUACCCUCCUCCUACCCCUCCCUAUUAGAGUAGUACAGAGAUAAGGCUGGACUUGUCUGUGAGACUGAACUCCAAGGAUGAGCACUCAAAAUGUUUAGAGAGAUGUCCCCCGUGGUUUAUCCUCAUGGUAAUAACAAGCAAACAAAAAUGCUGUUUGUCUGUGUUCUCUUAUCACUAUUCCUAAUAUUUGUACAUGAUAGCUUUGAUUCUGCAAGUAAAAGUAAAUCAUGUGUUGUGACUGGUGCUUUCAUAUAUUUGUGACAAUUUUUGAGUAAUAUUGCAUGAAAAUGUCCCUAUGUUACAUCCAUUCAGAAGUUUUAUUGUUCUACUAUAUAAAGUUUCGGAAAAGAAUGAGAGAGAAAAAAGAAGCAGGGAAGGAAAAAACUCAGUAUCUUGAAAAUUGAGAUUACUUCAGAGCCUUAGCCAAGCCUAAAAUACCUCCUAGUUAUCAGUGGUAUUAAAAACCUCUUCAACAUGUUUUCCAGAAUCCGAAGCAUUUGGGUUUUAUCCAGGAUCCAGGGCAUCGCAGGUACCACCAAGCAGGAGUGGUAAGGAUUCACCAUGAGCUGGGAGGUGCUUUAGUCAUAGAGUUAGAACAAAUUCCUUUUUUCUCUAAAUCACAGAAAUUCUAGAUUGAAAGAAUGCUUUCUGUGCUCUUCUUAAAACAUGGCCCUCAUUUGUUCAAGUAUCAGGGAGAAGAAAACCCAUAAUGCCAGAGAAGACCCAUUCUCAGAAUCCCAGCUAUUUGCCGGCCAGGAGAAGAGAGCAGGUGGGGUCCUGGCUCUUUUCAACUGAGAUGGUCUUUAUGUGUCAUCCGUUUUUUUCAAUAGAAUCUUUUCUUUGUUUCUGUUCUCCAUCUUGUUUGUUAGAAUCUCUCAGUCUUAAUUUACAGCUUUCUUGCAGCUGGAGCCCUCUCUUCCCAAGAGAUGAUAUUGGAAGUGAUUUUUUAUUGCAGCUCUAGCCUCUAUCAGUAAUGAGAGGCCCUGGAAGCCUUUAUCAUUUUUUUUCUGUGCCAUGCUUAGGCAAAAGAGGGCCUCUCUUAGAUCUUGUUUACUUUGAAAUCCCAAAGACCAUUUCCAAAUUAAUUUUAUUCUCCUAUCUUUCUUUCCUCCUGCUUUUUUUUUUUUUUUAAGAAAGGAUGAAGAAAGAGGAAAAGAUGAUAAAAAGUCUUAAUAUCCCAAGGACAGAUUUUGAAACACAUUUGGUAAAUACUUUCCUUAUCUCUUAUGGGCAUGCUGGUAAAAGAAUAAAUGAAUCCAAUUAAAGCUCACACCUGGGGCAGAGGGAAGAGAAUACUGAAAUAUUUGUGAAAUCUAUGAAUUCACUUCUAUAACCAGAUACUUCUGUUCUAUUUAAACCUGGGGAUUUCGUUACAGUCAGUGGGACAAUAAUCAGGAUUUACAGAGGGAAAACUCUAGGAGAGUAUUUAUUAAACUACAGAUUAUACCAUUAGCUUAGUAAUACUGUGGAAUGAGCUAAAAACCCUGUUCAUUUUUUAAAUGAGCCAAAAUAUGAAUUGAAUAUGUGGUCACAUAAAAAUAACUGUGCAUAAGCAGUCUUUGGUGGUAAUUAAGGUGUCUUUAUAAGACCCAGAUGAUUCUCAUAAUUCACGCCAUUUGUUUUUCUCAGAAGAACUCUAUAUUUUAACGUAAAUCUAGAUCUUAGGAGCAAUGAAAAUGGAAUUAAAAUUUUAAGAAGCACCAUAAAACAGCUCUGGUAAUUAAAAGCUAAGGAAGUUCCAAACUUAAUGUAACCUUGUUUAUAAAAGGAGAGAGAAGGCAGUAAAUACAGAGCCCUUCUGAAAUUAAAGAAAAUGUUUUUUGGCUUUUGCAUAAUUUUUUGUCCUAUAGUAUGGAAUUACAAUACCAGAAUCUUUACAUGAGUUUUGGUUUAUUGAUAUUUUUACUUAUUAAGGGGGGAAAAAAAACUUUUUUGAUUACUUAUGCUUCUCAAGAGCUUUAAUUCUUUUAGAAAUUCAACAAUCAUUUUCACCAGCAUAAUUUUAUCUUAAGGGGCAACUUAAUAGGAAACUUAGUUUAGUUAUUCAAGGCCCUAAUUUCUGUGUAUAAUAUACUGGAUAGUAAUGAAAUCACCAUAGAAUUAAACAGUAACAAUAACCAUUAUAUUUAGAAAAAAAUCUCGCAUCAUUUUCAAUAUUAACUGUUUUUUUUUUCAAUUUUAAACCAAAUACUAUUUUUUUUAAAUCAGAGGUUGCAAAUAAGUACUUUGAUCUGAGGCAAAUUUUGCUAAUAAUAUUUGAAAGAGAUUGCUUACCAAGAAAAAAUUUUAAACCAUUUCUUCAUACACUCACAAAUGGAAUUUUGAGAAAUUGAGCAUGCUGUCUUAGAAAAUUUUUGUACUUUUUUUUUCCUUGCUUCUAGCUGCUCUUGGCAAUGGUGAAUUGUUACAUAUACAUUAAUGUUUUCCCAGCCCCCAAAUUGUUGAUGUUUUUCCUAUAUAAGAUCUAUGGAGUGUGUCUUUCAAAGAGAGGGAAGUACAGAAAUGUUAAAGCAGAAAACCUGAAUGCGAUGUGCACAUUUUCAUCCCACAUGGACCAUGUAUUUGUUUUAAUAAAUGGAAUUUUCAGACUCA
This is a messenger RNA of Pteropus alecto (black flying fox), 3563 nucleotides long. RefSeq names its product G protein subunit gamma 2 (gene GNG2). NCBI's taxonomy places the organism in Eukaryota, Metazoa, Chordata, Mammalia, Chiroptera, Pteropodidae. The coding region runs from base 282 to 497 and encodes 71 amino acids. Gene Ontology annotation, cellular component: heterotrimeric G-protein complex. The record is from RefSeq and is a predicted model, not a curated record. Gene Ontology annotation, biological process: G protein-coupled receptor signaling pathway. Gene Ontology annotation, molecular function: G-protein beta-subunit binding. The transcript has 5 exons.